AUGGCACAUGUUCCUGCGUCCGGAUCAAUCGUGGUGUCUGACUGGCACCGAUGUAAAGACAGCAAAGAGUAUUUUAGCAAAAUUCUACACAAGAAGAGACGAAAACCCUUUGGUAUGAGAAAUAACUUUCACCUUUAAGUCCAAUAACAUCGGGGUUUCUUAAUUUUUGCAUGUUUAUUUAUUUUGUUUAUUGUGCAAUCCGUGCAUAGCCUACCUGUAACAUUAACAAAGAUGUUUUCAUGUUAAUUUCUUAUUUUUAAGUCUCAAACCCUUCACAUUCAGCACAUUAAUAAAUGGUAUUCAACACGUUCUUGAUGUAACCAUCAUAAAUAAGUUUUAAAAUUAUUAUUGUUGGUGUUAUGAUUAUUUAUUGUUGUUGAUGUUAUUGACAUUUUAAUUAUUUAUUAGUUUAUUUUAUUUUCAUUUUUAAAAUUAUUUAUUAUUGAUAUUCUUAUUAUUGAUAAUUAGUUUAUUAUUACUUAUUAGGGUUUUAUUUUAUUUCCAUUUUUUAAAUUAUUAAUUUUAUUGUCCUUAUUAUUAUUAUUAUUAUUAUUGCUAAUGUUGUUGUAUUAUGAUUUGAUAGCUACUCCCAGUGCAGUUUUGGACCUUAUUCUAUUAUACAAUCAGACAACACCCACAGACCUGUUUUAAACUGCAAACCUUCUUAAACCAGAAUGUAAAUCCCUAGAUAAAAGCCUGGAAGCAUGUCUCCCUUUAAGCAUAUAAUAUAUAGCAUAUAUAGCUACAAUUAGGGUUACAUACAAAAUAAAAUGAAUAACUUUAAGUCCAGAUGAUUCACUAGACUCUUGAUGUGGUUUCCUCAUUUUAAAGGUCUGUUAGAGUCUCCUGUGAUGCCCCCACACGCAGCUGUGGACACAGUUCACUAUAAAAUCUUCAUCUCUGGCAAAAGUGGAGUCGGGAAAACUGCUCUGGCCGCACGCCUCGCAGGUCUGAGCACUCCUAACUUGCACUAUGAAACUACAGGUAAGUCGCUGCCCUACUCUGACGAGAUAAAAAUCACACUUUUAGCAUGAUUCAAUUUAGAAACUAGUCAGGUCACAUGAAUGUAGAUGCCCAUCUGUUUAUGCAUCUGUUGUAGGUAUUGAGACAACAGUGGUGUUUUGGCCUGUGAAGCUGAGAGAAAGUGGCAGGGUGCUCUUUUUUCGUCUGCAGCUGUGGGACUGUGGAGAGAACGCCCUGCGUAGAUUUGACCACUUACUUCCGGUAUGUAGAUGAGAUAUCAAGUACUUCAUAAAGACAUGUUAAGAGUUCUGAAAUUAAUUAGCUAUACAGAAUGUAUUUCAUUAUUCUUGGCUAAAAUAUACACUUUUUUUACAGCAUUACACCAGAUGUUUAAUCCUAUCAUUUCUGUCAUCAUGUCUCUUUUAGUCCUGUAAGGAGCAGGUGGAUGCUGUUCUUCUCCUGUUCUCCUUCACUGACAGGACGUCAUUUGAGGAUCUGUCGAAUCAAAUUGCCAAAUGGACUGAGACACCAGUUGUGAAACUGGUGGUUGGCACUAAGUAUCCUUUUUGUGCUUUUUACAAAAUAUGUGGAACAAUUUUGAAAAAUAAAAAAAAGGUUAAUCUGUUAUUUUAAGUCACUACACUUAACAUGAAAUGGAAUAUGCUUAUAGCUCAGUAUAGAUAUGUUAAUAAACUUUAUAACCAGUCAGGUCUGUAUGGGCUUUAUGAUCACAUGAGCAGCUCCUCCUGCUGUUCAUAAGAAGUAUUUGUAGCUUCUACUGCAAUCACCCCCCAGUUUUUUCUUUUUCAGUUUCAUCCAAUUCCAAGGCAAGUUUUUGUCUUUAACUUUUCCGUUCAGAUUUGACUUGUUCAUGCACUGUGAUGUGGCAGAAAGAGAUGUGAGGGACUUCCAGGAGAGGUGCGGAUUACCUGUGCUGCGUACAGGUGGGGAGGUCAGUGAUGGGUUGGGUGACGUGGCCCCCAUCCUCAACUGCCUGGCAGAGAAUUUGUGGCAUCAGGACUGUGUUAUUGCCAGAUCAGGCAGCCACCAUUCACAACAAGAGACAGGGACUCUACUUUGA
Molecule: messenger RNA, 2044 nt
Organism: Xyrichtys novacula (pearly razorfish)
Lineage: Eukaryota; Metazoa; Chordata; Actinopteri; Labriformes; Labridae
Source: the annotation of a GenBank genome assembly